AUGCAUUCUACAGAAUCGCCCUCUGAAUCACGUCUUUUUUUACUGCAGCGCCUCCUUCGCACUCAUAAAUUCCCUUACAGAGGGUCUGUCUACGUUUACGCCAGCGGUCCAGCGGGCGAGUUCAUUAGAGUACGCGAGUACUUUGGUGAGCUCCUUAAUCGCUCUGGUGGUGUCCAGGAUUCUGAGUACGAGGCCGAGGGUUUCAAGGCAUUGCGCCAACUUCUUUUUUUGACGCUUAGUCGUCCUUCAUCUCGGUGUUGUGCUGAUCCACCGGAUGUCCAGAUUUUGAAGCUCAAGCACAAGAACAAGAACAAAAUGUGGAGCACCGAUGGACUCUCCUGA
Messenger RNA from Phycomyces blakesleeanus NRRL 1555(-), 342 nucleotides. RefSeq lists its product as hypothetical. The record is from RefSeq and is a predicted model, not a curated record. The coding region runs from base 1 to 342 and encodes 113 amino acids. Lineage: Eukaryota; Fungi; Mucoromycota; Mucoromycetes; Mucorales; Phycomycetaceae. The transcript is spliced from 5 exons.